This is a messenger RNA of Megalops cyprinoides (Indo-Pacific tarpon), 4318 nucleotides long. RefSeq names its product protocadherin 10b (gene pcdh10b). NCBI's taxonomy places the organism in Eukaryota, Metazoa, Chordata, Actinopteri, Elopiformes, Megalopidae. Gene Ontology annotation, biological process: homophilic cell-cell adhesion. Gene Ontology annotation, molecular function: calcium ion binding. The record is from RefSeq and is a predicted model, not a curated record. Gene Ontology annotation, cellular component: plasma membrane. The transcript is spliced from 5 exons. The coding region runs from base 454 to 3438 and encodes 994 amino acids.
GAUCAUUGGAUCUGCUCGUGGGACAGAGAGAUUGUAUACAGGAAAAAAGUAAGAUAAUUACAUUUAUAUAGGUAUAUGCGAUUGGGAAAAAUGAAAAGAACAAAAUAUGAAUUGUUUUGAUUAGUGCGCGUAAGUUUUGCUUAGUAUCGAUAUAUGUAUUUACACUAAAUACUUACUUUAUUUAACGAACUGUGUUCUUAAUAGGGAUGUGUCGAAUUGCUAUAUUGCAGUGACGUAUCUAAAGCCAAAGCUCACAAAAUAACAGUCGAGGAUCAAACGGCUACAUUAAUCAUCAAGACAACAGAAUGGUUUUCGGUUGAAAAGACCAAAGGGGAGACAUCUCUGACUUGAGAAGCCUUAAAUUUUUUUCCGCCUUUCCACACGGACUGAUGUAAUGGGAAAUGCCAAUUCAAGUCUGAAGGAAUAAAACACAAGUGCUCUUCUUAUUUGGAGAUGAUUGUGCUAUUUGUUCUGCUCUGUUUCGUGGAUGGGGUGGUUUCCCAGAUACGCUACUCUGUUCCGGAGGAACAGGACCACGGCACCUUUGUGGGGAAUAUCGCUGAGGAUUUGGGCUUGGACAUAACAAAACUUUCGUCUCGUAGAUUUCAGACCGUGCCCAGUGCUAGGACUCCAUAUUUGGAAGUGAAUUUGGAGAACGGGGUGCUUUUUGUGAAUGAAAAAAUCGACAGGGAGCAGAUCUGUAAACAGAGUGCCACCUGCCUUCUGCACUUGGAGGUGUUCUUGGAGAACCCGCUGGAGCUUUUCCGCGUGGAAAUCGAAAUAGUGGAUAUCAACGACAAUCCACCCAGCUUCCCCGAGACUGACAUUACCGUUGAAAUUUCGGAAAGUGCCACUCCUGGGACCCGUUUUCCACUGGAGAGCGCAUUCGACCCCGACGUUGGCACCAAUGCGCUGCGCACCUACGAAAUCACCACGAACAACUAUUUUUACCUCGACGUGCAACAGCAGGGCGAUGGAAACAAGUUCGCCGAACUGGUGCUCGAAAAGCCCCUGGAUAGGGAGCAGCAAGCAGUGCACAGGUACGUACUAACAGCGGUAGAUGGUGGGUUGCCACAGAGGACUGGCACGGCGCUGCUAGUAGUUAAGGUGCUAGAUUCCAACGAUAACGUCCCGGUCUUUGAUCAGUCGGUGUAUACCGUGAGCCUGCCUGAAAAUUCUCCUGUAGGCACGCUGGUCAUUCAGUUGAACGCAACGGAUAUGGACGAGGGUCAGAAUGGCGAAGUCGUCUAUGCCUUCAGCAAUCACAUCGCUCCCAGAGUGAAGGAGCUGUUUAACAUUGACGCACGGACCGGCAGGCUUGAGGUGAGCGGGGAGGUCGACUUCGAGGAGAGUAGCAUGUAUCAGAUCUACGUGCAGGCGAAAGAUCUCGGACCCAACGCUGUCCCAGCUCACUGUAAAGUUCUGGUCAAAGUGAUUGACGUGAACGACAAUGCUCCCGAGAUCAGUUUCAGUACCGUGACUGAGUCGGUGAGCGAAAAGUCAGCUCCUGGCACCGUGAUCGCGUUGCUCAGUGUAACUGACAAAGACUCUGGGGAAAAUGGACAAAUUCACUGCGAAAUUCUCGGAGAUGUCCCUUUCAAACUCAAAUCGUCGUUCAGGAAUUACUACACAAUCGUGACAGACGGACCUUUGGACAGGGAAAACGCCGACUCGUACACAGUCACCGUGGUGGCGAGAGAUAAAGGCACCCCAUCCCUUGCCACCAGCAAGUCUAUUAAAGUGCAAGUAUCGGAUGAAAAUGACAACGCUCCGACGUUUACACAACCAGUGUAUGAUGUGUACGUGACUGAAAACAAUGUACCGGGCGCUUAUAUUUACGCAGUGAGCGCCUUAGAUCCUGACAUCGGACAAAACGCUUAUAUUUCUUACUCCAUAAUGGAGUGCGACAUUCAGGGUAUGUCUGUGUUUACCUAUGCGUCAAUCAACUCCGAAAACGGUUAUCUUUAUGCCUUGAGGUCGUUUGAUUAUGAACAAUUAAAGGACUUUAGCUUUAUGGUUCAAGCAAAGGAUUCUGGUAGCCCCGAAUUGACGUCCAACGCCACGGUCAACGUUAUCAUAGUGGAUCAAAACGACAACGCUCCUUCUGUCAUUGCCCCGCUUGGCAAAAACGGCACGGCGAAGGAACCUCUGCCCAGAUCCGCAGAACCUGGAUACUUAGUGACCCGCAUUGUUGCCAUGGAUGCGGACGACGGCGAGAACGCCCGUCUGUCAUACAGCAUUCAAAAGGGAAACGAAAACGGAAUGUUUCGCAUGGACUGGAGAACUGGCGAAUUAAGGACCGCGAGAAGGGUGUCGACCAAAAGGGACCCCCACCAACUUUAUGACUUGUUGAUUGAGGUGAGGGAUCACGGGCAGCCACCUCUCUCGUCCACGGCCAGCGUUAUCGUGAUGCUGGUUGACAGUGUUGUCGAGGGCCACAGUGGGGACCGCGGCUCCUCUAAAGCAAAAGAAAACUCGCUCGAUUUGACUCUCAUCCUCAUCAUCGCCCUGGGCUCGGUGUCCUUCAUCUUUCUGCUGGCGAUGAUCGUCCUGGCCAUUAGGUGUCAAAAGGACAAAAAGCUGAACAUUUACACAUGCCUGGCCAGCGACUGCUGCCUGUGCUGCAGCUCGUGCUGUAGCAGGCAGGCGCGAGCCCGAAAGAAAAAGCUUAGCAAGUCAGAUAUAAUGCUGGUGCAGAGCGCUAAUGUCACGAGCACCGCACAAGUCCCGGUUGAGGAAUCCGGGAGCUUCGGUUCCCACCAUCAAAACCAGAACUAUUGCUACCAGGUAUGUCUCACCCCGGAAUCGGCCAAAACCGAUCUCAUGUUCCUAAAGCCGUGUAGUCCCGCUAGGAGCACAGACACUGACCACAAUCCCUGUGGCGCCAUAGUGACAGGUUAUACAGACCAGCAACCUGACAUCAUAUCUAACGGCAGCAUUUUAUCAAACGAGACAAAACACCAGCGAGCGGAACUCAGUUACCUCGUUGAUAGACCUCGGCGUGUUAACAGUUCUGCUUUCCAGGAAGCUGAUAUUGUGAGUUCCAAAGACAGUGGACACGGUGACAGUGAACAGGGAGACAGCGACCACGACGCCACCAAUCGAGGUCACUCGUCUGGUGCUGAUCUCUUUUCAAAUUGCACGGAAGAGUGCAAAGCCCUAGGGCACUCCGAUCGAUGUUGGAUGCCCUCCUUUGUGCCAUCCGACGGUCGACAGGCUGCAGAUUACCGUAGCAAUCUGCAUGUCCCCGGAAUGGACUCUGUGCCCGACACUGAGGUAUUUGAAUCUCAAGAGCAAACUGGGGAGAGAGCAUUCUCCACCUUUGGCAAAGAGAAGUCACAUCACGGCACCCUAGAGAGGAAAGAGUUUGAUGCACUUCUGUCUAGCACACGUGCGCCUUACAAACCGCCCUAUUUGUCACGGAAAAGGAUUUGCUAGUCCUUUUCGUGUGGACAUACCCGAGACAGCAUGAAUUUGCACAAUAGUCGGCCAACAAAAAAAAAGCAUCGGUUUCAGCAUCAUUACCUUAGCCACCCGCUCUUAUCUUACCUUUGGAUGUUUUCUGCCUUGGGGGACAGAAAAGAAAAACAAAAAAAGAGUGACGGCUAACGGCUAACGGAAGGACCUUUAACACUCUCAGCAGGCCUGAGAAAUGAGUUGAAAUGGAACUGCAACGGGAGAAAAUAAAGACAAAAACGAAACUUGAGGUGGUGCCCACCUCUCCGAUCUGUGUGUGCCUGUUUACAGCACUAAGUAUAUCUUCUAAAUGUCACCGAGCCUGAGCCCUUUAGAUGUUUAUAUUCACACCAAGAAGCCAAUUGUACAGGAAGUAUUUGUGCAUUAUAAAUGCAAUAUCACUGUUUUAGACUUGACUGUUUUAUAUUAUGUUUGUGUGGUCAAGUGUUCCCAAAAUCUAUUACAACUUUACAAGGAAGAUUGUGGUCAUGUUUUAUUUUAAUUUAAUUUUUCUUUUUUUUCUCCACAAAGUGGGUCAGGGCAGCGUUGGCCCACAGAAGUAAUUAGAGACUAUUCUAAUUCUGUAGUUUCUAUCAUGUGUGCAAAGUGUUUACUGUACUAUGUUAAAGCUUCUUAAUAAAUAUAAAUCUAUCUAUAUAAAUCUAUCUAUAUAUACAUAUACUUUUUCUGAAAGUGUGGUAUCCAUUGGUCAGUUUCUUAUCCACCAAUAGAAUUUCAUAAACUGACACUGCAGAAGGCUUGUGACAUUACAGUGAGUUUUAAAUGGAAGGCCUUAUUUCACUCCCACCAACUUUUAUUUUCAAUUGUUUUUAUUCUUUUUUUUCACUUUUGGAUAUUGAAA